Molecule: messenger RNA, 1738 nt
Organism: Camellia sinensis
Lineage: Eukaryota; Viridiplantae; Streptophyta; Magnoliopsida; Ericales; Theaceae
Product: beta-amyrin 16-alpha-hydroxylase CYP87D16
Biological process (GO): brassinosteroid homeostasis; sterol metabolic process; brassinosteroid biosynthetic process
Molecular function (GO): iron ion binding; oxidoreductase activity, acting on paired donors, with incorporation or reduction of molecular oxygen; monooxygenase activity
Source: RefSeq, a predicted model, not a curated record
UUAUUUAUCUGCACCGAGAAAGACAUACUGGCUAUUCGAGUUCUUCAUACCAACGCGCACACACACACUUACUCUCUCUCAGCAAACAGUGAGAGUAAGAAAUGUGGCAAGUUGGGUUGUGUGUAGUAGCUGUGGUUACCAUAUUGAUAAGUCAGUGGCUUUACAAGUGGAGGAACCCAAAGUCCAAUGGCGUUCUGCCUCCAGGAUCUAUGGGUCUCCCAUUCAUUGGAGAGACACUUCAACUUCUUAUUCCCAACCACUCCUUAGAUCUCCAUCCCUUCAUUAAGAAGAGAAUUGAAAAGUAUGGGAGAGUGUUUUCAACAAACUUGGUGGGAAGGCCAAUGGUGAUAACAGCAGAUCCGAAGCUGAACAAUUACUUGUUUCAACAAGAAGGGAAGGAAGUAGAGCUGUGGUAUUUGGACACAUUCGAGAAGGUAUUCCGGCUAGAAGGUGAAGCCAGGCCUAACGCUGUUGGUCGCAUUCACAAGUAUCUCAGAGGCACCUUCUUGACUCUCUUUGGUGUUGACAGCCUCCGGACUAAGUUGCUUUCUGAAAUUGAAACCACCGUUCGCACUAACAUCCACCGCUGGUCUACCCAAGGAACCAUUGAUGCCAAAAAAGAAGCUGCUAAUAUGAUUGCAGUUUUUGCUGCAAAAAAUCUGUUUGGUCAUGAUUUUGAAAAGUCAUCUGAUGUUAUAACGGACACCAUUGCUGGAUUCGUGCAAGGUCUUAUGUCAUUUCCAUUGAACAUCCCUGGUACUAGAUUCUACAAAUGUAUGAAGGAUAAGGACAAGUUAGAAAAGGUAAUAAGAGCAAUGUUAAAGGAGAGAAUAGCUUGCCCAGAGGAAAAGAAAGGGGACUUCCUUGAUCGUGCGGUCAAAGACUUGAACACUGACUUCUUCUUGACAGAGAAUUUCAUCCUAUCGAUCAUCGUUGGAGCUUUGUUUGCUACCGUGGAGUCCAUAUCCACGGCCAUAGCACUGUCUUUUAAGUUAUUUGCAGAACACCCUUGGGUGGUGGAGGAUCUAGUGGCGGAGCAUGACAUUCUUCUAAAAAAUAGAGAGAAUAAGGAAUCUCCACUGACAUGGGAUGAAUAUAAAUCCAUGACUGUUACUAUGCAUGUUAUUAAUGAAGUGCUGAGAUUGGGAAAUGUUGCUCCUGGGAUACUAAGAAAAACACUGAAAGAUAUCAAUUAUAAUGGUUAUACAAUUCCAGCAGGUUGGGCCAUUAUGAUGGUCAAUUGUACUCUUCAACUAAAUCCCAACGUAUUUAAGGAUCCACUUGCAUUCAAUCCGAGACGUUGGAAGGACAUUGAUCCGCAAACCGCAUCAAAGAAUUUUAUGCCUUUUGGUGGAGGGAUAAGACAAUGCGCAGGUGCAGAGUUCUCCAAGGCAUUUUUUGCCACCUUCCUACAUGUUUUAGUCAGUGAAUACAAGUGGACAAAAAUUAAGGGAGGAGAUGUAGCCCGAACACCUAUGUUACAAUUUCAAGAUGGCAUGUAUAUCAAGGUCUCUAAGAAACAUGCAUGAUUAUGGAACACCACCAGUAUUCAAAUGCAGUACUUAUUUUUCUUAUUUGGUGUUUGUAGCCGUGUUUGUGUUAAAGUUUAUAAAAACUAUGAUGGCCAGCACUAAACUGGAGAGAACUUAUGUUUGUUUAUGUAUUAUUUAAAUAAGUUGAUUAAUGUCUUUGUCUUUUAUCCUUUAAAUAAAGAAAGAAUAUCUAGCUCUUCGUCCUU